Molecule: messenger RNA, 1947 nt
Organism: Venturia canescens
Lineage: Eukaryota; Metazoa; Arthropoda; Insecta; Hymenoptera; Ichneumonidae
Gene: Blop
Product: Rhodopsin 5
Exons: 9
Coding region: 434-1582 (382 amino acids)
Biological process (GO): G protein-coupled receptor signaling pathway; cellular response to light stimulus; phototransduction
Cellular component (GO): plasma membrane
Molecular function (GO): G protein-coupled photoreceptor activity
Source: RefSeq, a predicted model, not a curated record
GGAGUUCAAGUGAGUUGCGGAAAGCAUUCCCCACCUAGGCACCGCGUCUCACUUCAAAGUAUCGCAGUCCCAAUAAGAUAAUAUUCUCCUGGGUUAGAUAUUGCUUUGCCGGCGGUUUGGUGUAUGAUUAAACGGCCAAUCGCAGCGAGAAACGAGCAAGCUUUGCUAACGAAAGACCAAAUAUUCGAUUAUACUUGAAAAUCUAUACGCGAAGCGUAAUCGCGCCCAUCGGAUCCGAGGCAGUUUUUAUAUUUGCACUGCACUCUGCUCUCCGGCCCGUGGCUCGAGGGAACUUUGUACAUACGAAAGAGAGGAAGGGACUCGCGGCCAACUCGAGCGCUCUUUAUCACUGAAAUAAAAAACCGAGACACGAGAGCAUCGCGGAAGAAAGGGGAAAGGAGGAAGAGUCGCAAGACAAAAUAACAGGAUCAAGAUGUACUUCAACGAAAGCACCCUCAUCAGCCCGAUGCAGGCCUUCGUCGGAGGAGUCGGAGGCGUUGGACCCGUCCAGGGGAUGCAAGAACGCUUGUUGGGAUGGAACAUUCCACCGGAACACUCGGAACUCGUUCAUCCACACUGGCGAGGCUUCCUUGCUCCAGGCAAAUACUGGCACAUUGGUCUCGCACUCCUCUACUUCAUGCUCAUGAUACUUUCCGCCGUUGGAAAUGGCUGCGUCGUCUGGAUCUUCACGACAUCGAAGGCCCUCCGGACGCCCUCGAACCUCUUCGUCAUCAAUCUAGCGCUCUUCGAUCUUGUCAUGAUGGUCGAAAUGCCAAUGCUCAUUGUAAACAGCUUCCUCGAACGCGUCGUCGGCUGGGAACUCGGAUGCGACAUCUACGCAGCCCUCGGAAGCGUCUCCGGCAUUGGAUCGGCCAUCAACAACGCCGCGAUCGCCUUCGAUCGCUACAAAACCAUUUCGUGCCCGAUCGACGGAAGGCUCAACGGAAAACAAGCCGGCGUGAUCGUGGCCUUGACGUGGUUCUGGUCAAUGCCGUUCACCAUCUUGCCCAUGGCAAGGGUUUGGGGCCGCUACGUACCAGAGGGCUUCCUGACGACGUGCAGUUUCGACUUCCUCUCCGAUGAUCAGGACACAAAAGUCUUCGUCGCUUGCAUCUUCGUCUGGGCGUACGCCAUCCCGAUGAUGCUCAUCGUCUAUUUCUAUUCACAGCUCUUCAAAUCCGUUCGCAGACACGAAAAAAUGCUUCGUGAUCAAGCCAAGAAAAUGAAUGUCAAAUCCCUGUGCUCGAAUCAAGACAAGGAAAGGAGCGUUGAAAUGAGAAUCGCCAAAGUGGCGUUCACCAUCUUCUUCCUUUUCGUCUGCUCGUGGACACCUUACGCGAUUGUCGCCAUGACGGGAGCCUUCGGCAAUCGUGAAUCGCUCACUCCGUUCUCGACGAUGCUGCCAGCCGUCUUCGCCAAAACGGUCUCGUGCAUCGAUCCUUGGAUCUAUGCCAUCAACCAUCCGAGAUACCGACAAGAGCUGCAGAAGCGUUGUCAAUGGAUGGGCAUUCACGAGCCCGAAGCAACCGUCCACGACUCCACUUCGGCUACCACCGAAAAGGUCACCGGCGACGAGUCAUAAUUUACACAUUCACAUUUCUGAACUCGGUCAACAAUGCAACCUGUUGAGCAUCAAUCACCGACACAGGAAGGUCGGGCGAGGCCUGCGCUAUUGAUCAAGACUACGCGAUCACCACCACCGGCGGAGGCCUUGCCGUUCGCCGCUCGGUGUCGUAUUUUAUUUGAUUUUUUUUCAUUGUCCCUGGCAAAUCGAGUUCACAUACGAAGACGAUUAUUGGCUACUCUAAAAUGAAUAACGAUAUGCCGAAAAAGUGAAAUGCCACGAAUAAGAUCGAAGCGAUGUUAGGCUCGGCCGAGAUCUGCUAUUGGCCGAGCAAUAUUCUUGUAUAAAUCAAAUGAAAUAAAAUUAUUUUGAAGCAGUAAAAA